This is a messenger RNA of Xenia sp. Carnegie-2017, 2712 nucleotides long. RefSeq lists its product as uncharacterized. Bases 579 to 2666 code for a protein of 695 amino acids. The record is from RefSeq and is a predicted model, not a curated record. NCBI's taxonomy places the organism in Eukaryota, Metazoa, Cnidaria, Anthozoa, Malacalcyonacea, Xeniidae. The transcript is spliced from 14 exons.
ACAUAACCAUUGCCUCGCCUUAGUUCAUCAAAGAUUAUUCAUUGCAUAAUUCAACAUUGAAAACACAUCGUGGAAGGGAGCGAAGAUAUUUUACAGCACCCUGUAUCAGUAUUUUUACGAAAUAUUAAACACAUCGGGGUUUCACCUCUCAUUUAUGCAAUCACAUGUCUCAUAAACGCAGUAAGCUGAGUAAACCAACGAUUGAUGAGCAGCUGCUGUCUGCAAUAAGCAAUGUCAAUGCUAUUACAAAUCAAGGUGUUCGAAGUAGAAGUAAAACUAUUAAGAAGAAAAAUGCCAGUAGAGAUAUAGUUCUUCAAAGAAACGAAGAUGGCGAACGGAUUAUUCAUAAGCCGAGGCAAAGCACUCCGAGCAAUAGAAAUACACAAAGAGAUGAGGAAAUGCCUACAACAUCGUCAGAUUUACAUGAUGUUCCACAGGAAAUGUUAUGUGAGGACAGUGUUACUGAAAGAGAUCUUGAAGCCAUUCUUGAAAGCUGUCAGUUGGUUAAUGGAGAAGUGGAUACUGGGCCAUCUGCUUGGCAAAAAAGAAUGGAAAAUCGAGAAGAAAGUUGAGAAAGUAUGAGGGAAAAAAUAUUCAAUGUCACUGUGUCAUCAUUUGCUCCUCCUUUAUCUGCUAUGAAGUGUUGUAGAUGCAAUGAAAAUGAAGCUGUACUGAGAUGCAGACCAUGUGGUGUGUUGAGAUAUAUUUGUCAAGAAUGCGAUGAUGAUGUCCAUGAGAACAAUCCUCUCCAUGAUCGAGAAGUGUGGUUGGAUGGUUAUUUUCAAUAUAUCAAGCCAACACAAUCCAUUUCAUCUGAUGGAAAGAUUUGCAGCAUUGAUCGAUCAUGUCCCAUCCUUUACCCAUCAUCAUGUCAGUUGUGUAAUGAACCUAUCAUCAAAACUACCAACAGCUCUCUUGUGAUUAUGAUCACUUGUGAAGGACGAUUUGAUCUUAAUUGGUUCACUGUACAUUGCUCAUAUUGUCAAUGGAAGUGGUCACCAAUUUCUGUUGACAGUAUAAUUGAAAAUUUUCAUUACAUAUUUAGUCAAGAUGUCUUUAAUUUGUGGGAUGCAUUUAGAAAGAGGAUGCCUGGGUCAUCACAAUCUGCUUUUGUAAGAAGUUUGGAAGAUAUUUCCAGCUCUAGAGGAAGGGAAAAUGUUAUCAAUCCAGUCACAUUCAGAAAAUCAUUUGCUGAAUGGAGCUAUUGCCAACAUGAAAUUGACCUUCUUCAUGAGCAGACAUGGAAAAAUUGCCCUCCUUGUAGUAUUGAUCAACAUUCAUGUCAUAUUGAUGGAAAUCAAAAAGUGUAUAGAUUCAGCAAAGUACCAAGGAGUCCAGUCCAGUGUUAUUAUCGUGAUGUAUUGAUUGCAAACAAUAGUUUUGUGGAUUCUCAUUUAAAAAGUCUUGGUUCAAAGUCAAUUCAGAAUGAAGAUAAUUCUUGUGGCGACACCCAUUGGAAAGCUGCAAAAAUGGUCUCCAAAUCAAAGAAAAACCAAGACGAGACUGGACUUGAAGUUGCUGGAUGCAGGCACUCGAUUGCUCAAGCUACUUUGAACAUGUUCAGAGGAGAAAUUUAUGGCUAUGCUCACUACUUGCAUAUGAAUUUUUUACAACCACAUAAAGUUAAAUAUAUGUGGGAAGAUAUUAUAUGCAAAUAUUGUCCUUGGGCUCUACGUGUUACAUCGGAAGAAAAUCAAAAUGCGCAAAAAAAUAUUGCACCAGCAUUGUCUAUAAUGCAUGGGAAAUCACACAGUUGGUCAUGUCAGGUUAUUUGGAGCGGAAGAUGGCAAAGUGGUGCGGCAGCAACUGCUGGCGAAGAAGUUGAGCAAAUAAAUUCGUAUUUGUCAAGACUUGGCUCGACUACUAAAAAUAUGACGGCCUCCGGACGAGAAGAAUGCAUUACUGAACACCUUCUGAGUUGGAACAAGCGAAAAAUUUUAAACUUGGCAAAAUCACUUGUUAUUCGAAUGAAAAAGACCGAAAGGAAACUUUCAUCUGCCAGGGACGAUUUUGUAAAGUUAAGAAGCGAACUUAAUGUCCAGGAUUCAGACUUGGACGACUCGAUAAUGCAGUGGAAAGAAGAAGUUCAACAAUUUGCGAGAGAACAACAAAUUGGAGUUUCUUCGUUGAAAGGUGCCGCCGAAGAGUUCUUCCUUUUGCAUCAAACUGUUGAAAAUGCUCAACAUUUGGAGAAUUUUGUAAGAGCCAACGAUGAUCAAACGCAGACAUUAUUGGGUGAUAGGCGUUUCGUUCAUGACGCUCAAAACAAAGUGAAACAACUUGAACGAAAUGCAACAAGAUUGCUGGAAUCGAAAAGACAGCUUUUAGAUGAACACGUGACAGAGGAGCAGCUUCUUGAGCAAGGAAAGUCGCAGCUGGCAAAAAUCACAGUAGCAAAGCUGCAGAAAAGAUUAGAAAUGUUGUAUUUUUCAGUCACUAGACCCACAAAAGAAAUAACUUCUCUUGCUGAUUCUAGCAAACGAAGAUCUUCCAUGAGAAAGAAAUGCGCUAAAGAGAAGUCCGAAAUAAUAUCCACCGUAGAAGAGUUAAAUUGCCUCUCAAGUCUGUGUGGUCUUCCUACGACAAGUGCGGAAGAAGUCAUGUCUGAAUAUUUUGUUUGGUCGUUUAACCAGUGUGACAUAGAUAGUACGAAAAGAAUUUUGUGAACAUUUCAUGAACUUUUACAAAAAUUAAAAAAUUUUUAUGAACUUA